Messenger RNA from Debaryomyces tyrocola, 2724 nucleotides. The record is from the annotation of a GenBank genome assembly. NCBI's taxonomy places the organism in Eukaryota, Fungi, Ascomycota, Pichiomycetes, Serinales, Debaryomycetaceae.
AUGGCUGUCAAUGAAACUUCCAGAAAAAGAAAGAAACAGAACUCUGCUUGUGACUUCUGUAAAAGAAGGAAAGUUAAAUGUGAUAAAGGUAAUCCUUGUUCAAGUUGUUUGAAAUAUAAAAAUCCCAAUUGUAUUGGUACAUCUAGUGGUAACGAGAAACAACCAAUUAAAAGUAACCUUGGUUCUUCUGGUAGAUGCUCUGCUACUGAACUACACGAUGAGUUCCAAAACUUGAAAAGCGAAAUAAGUAGGCUUGAAAGAAAGGUUAUGUUCUCCAAUGUACCUUCAACUAUGCCUCUUGAACAGAAAUUAAGCUCAGCAUUGCCUAACCAACUAAAGGUUAACAAUUCCUCAGAUUUGAAAUAUUUUGUUGGAUACAAUCCUAUAGCUAAGUAUGAGGAUGCAAUAAAUUUUCAUAAUGUAUACGCAUCCACUGACUAUCUAACAAACUCAAAUCAUUUCAACCUUGGUCCUUUAUCGUGGAUUUCAUUACAACAAAAGGAUGCGGGAUUGAGACUUUUAUCAGAUUUCAUGGAUACUAAGAAAAGGUAUAUUAGAAAAUUAAAAGAUUCUCUACUUCACAAUAGGAACAGAAAAGAAGAUUCUGAGGGAAAUUUUAGAGAUAGGGCUGCUGAAAGUUGUAAAAAUAUUCCUUUGAACAAAGAUAAUAAUUUAGAAGAUGGAGAUGACUAUCUUCCUAGUAGAACUAAACUUACUGAUCAUGUAUCCCUACAGAAAAAGGCGAAGGAGGAGAUUAGUCUCCUGUUUGAUUGUGCAAAAGCAGACGGAUGCUUAAACCUUAUUCAGAGAAUCAAACUUUCAUUACCAAACCAAAGAGUCAUAUGGAAACUAAUAAAAAGAUUCUUCGAUCAUUUGUAUCAUAUGUUUCCUUUUUUUGACGAGUUUCUCUUCAAAAAAGAUAUAUCGAACAUUAUUGGUUCUGAAAGCUUUGAUGAGCAUUUUAUAAAUACCCUUAAGGUCGAAAAAAAAUUAGAUUUUGCUCGUUUAGGGUUGCUAUUAAUUAUUUUAAGGUUAGGUUACUUGAGUUUAUUUGCCAACAACUCAUCGGUGGAUGUGAUAAAUUUAAAUGCGAAUGGUUCUACUAUUAAUUUCGAUGAAAUGAAGUAUUUGGUUGACAAUCCCAUUCGUAUGGAAACAAUCGAUGUUGCCCAAAUAUGCCUUGAUCAGUUUAAUACUUCAAAAAAGAUAAACAUAAGUGUAAUUCAAUUGGCUCUUUUCAUGAGGUUGUAUCAUAUUUAUGGACCUGAAAAUGGCGACGGAACAACUACAGGAGAUAUUCAAGUUUGUGAAGCUACGAUAAUUCAGAUGGCUUACUCAGUGGGCCUACACAGGGAACCUGAUAAUUUACCUUCGCCGUCUCAUAAUGAGAAAAUGAACCAUUUGGGUAGAAAAAUUUGGUAUCACUUAUUAAUGAUAGAUAUUGAGUCUGCAUUGACUUUAGGAAUCCCAUUAAAGAUUCAAAAAAAUUCAUAUGAUACUAGAUUACCAACUUAUGAAGCAGGAAAUGAGAAUAUUUCUGACAUUGAAAUGGAGAAGGCAUCAUUAUUGACUUUUUCGAGAUUUGAAAGAACAUAUUCACCACUUUCAGAUGUACUACUGUUAAUUUCAAAAGUUGGUGAUACAAACAGCUUCGACUUGUCAGAAAAGCUUGAUAUUAUAGAAACUGAUUUCAUUCAAGAACAUGGAACGAUAAAUUCUUAUAUUUCCACUAAUAAAAACUCGCUAAAAGAGGAUUAUCGUCGUAUUUUAGAAAUUAAAGAUUAUCUCGCUUUCAGGACUUUCCUUCUUUCAAUAAUCUUUCAUUUCUAUAAUUUUUAUGAAGCAUCCAAAAAUUUUGAUCUUACGUUUUAUUACUUAAAGAAAAUUUUGGUUAUCAUCUUCUGUGAUUUGAUUCCACUUUGCUCUGAAUUUUCAACAAAGAGUCAUUCCAUAUUCAGAGGCUCCGCUGACUUAUUUAUAACUCCGAUAUUCGAGCUGGCUAUUCAUAAAUCAUUUAUUUCCAUUACUUCCAUUACCAUUAGAAUUAAAUCUUUUCUUUUCAAUACUGAAGAUUAUGAAAAUCAUAGUGAAAAUAUGGAAAAAGAUAACGAAUACAAGUCUAAUUUCAACAAAUUGUGUAAAAUCUCGAAAUGCCUUGAGAAUAUCUAUACUAGGAACCUUAAAAUGGUUUCUAAAUUGAAAAGUAAAUACUACUAUGCCUGGAAAAUAGAAAAAGCUCAUUCUUUUUUCUUAGACGUUCUUACAAGUGAAUAUUUUUAUUUAAGCAUCAAAGAAAAUUCUAAAAAAUUAGAAGCAAACUACACAGCUGAUGUGCUAGACGAUCUAAUUAAGAUUCUCGGAAACAGUCGUGCGCAAGUUCUGGCAAGAGAGGAAGAUCAAGAUAGUGAUGCAACAAAUUCAACGUUUAACAUAUUAAAUCCUGCAGAGCGAGCAUCCUACUUAAGCAUGGGUUUGGAAGAUAUGCCUAAUAAAGAUGGUCUCGACUGCUUUAUUCAAAAUGACCAAAUUGAUAUUUUCUGGCUUCAGACCCUCUUGAAAAAUCUGGAUAACAAUGGCUUUCAUGCCCCUGACGGCGGUAUUAAUGAUUUAGAUAUUAAUAGCCCUUACGAAACUAAUCUGAAAUAUGAUAUGAACAAAAUUAUUGAUGAUGAAAAUUCAGCCCAAAAGUUUCCAGAUUUAGAUAAUGCUUGGCCCUUACCAUGA